Molecule: messenger RNA, 4592 nt
Organism: Ailuropoda melanoleuca (giant panda)
Lineage: Eukaryota; Metazoa; Chordata; Mammalia; Carnivora; Ursidae
Gene: GLCCI1
Product: glucocorticoid induced 1
Exons: 9
Coding region: 1-2043 (680 amino acids)
Cellular component (GO): cytoplasm
Source: RefSeq, a predicted model, not a curated record
AUGGCUUGGAAGUGUUGUGAGAAAUGGCAAGAUUCCUUGUCGUUGAAGAUUAACAAAGCAAUGCAUCCUUUCAAAGGAGCAGGCGGAGGCGGCGGCGGCGGUGUUUGCGGUGGCGCGGGAUCCGCGGAGAGCCAGACACCUCGAGGCCCUUUCCUCCUGUCCCGAUCCCAGAAGCAGGGGUCCGGGCCCUCCCUGCAGUUGCCGGGCUAUCCCGCGCGUGCAGCCCUGCGAGGCAGCGAGCGGCCCCCGAGCCUGCGUGAUCCAGACUGUUGCCCCGCUCUCCUGUCAGCGCGAUGCCCGGGGCGGUGGCGGCUCCGGGCUCCUCGCGGCCCCGGCCGUGACCGCCACACCGAGCCCGGCCCGGAGGUUGGGGCCGUUGGGCGUUUGUUUUCGCAGCCUUCCCCUCCCCCCUCGCCGAGGCGGCGGGGGUGCGCGUUGGGAAGGGGGAGCCGAGAGACUCCUCCUCCUCCCCGAUACCCCCGCCCCUCCCCCUUACACACUCGCACGCACUAUCGCGCCGGCUCCCACACGCUCGCGCGCCUCCCGCUCUGCGCCUCCGUGUCGGCCGGCGUCGUCCCGGGCCCUCGGAGCCACCAUGUCCACUGCCUCCUCCUCCAGUUCCUCUCAGACCCCUCAUCCCCCGCCGCAGAGGAUGCGGCGGAGCACCGCGGGCUCCCCUCCUGCCGCCCCCCGGCGCGGCCCGCGGGCCCCAGCCCGCCCAGCCCGACGCUGCCUCCGGCCGCGGCCCCGACCGAGCAGGCGCCGAGGUCCAAGGGCCGCCCGAGACGGUCCCCCGAGAACCACCGGAGGAGCAACUCACCUGAGAGACGGAGCCCCGGCUCGCCGGUGUGCAGAGUGGACAGGCCAAAAUCUCAGCAAGUUCGAACCUCUAGUACAAUAAGGCGAACCUCUUCUUUGGAUACGAUAACAGGACCUUAUCUCACAGGACAGUGGCCACGGGAUCCUCAUGUUCAUUACCCUUCAUGCAUGAAAGAUAAAGCUACUCAGACACCUAGCUGUUGGGCAGAAGAGGGAGCAGAAAAGAGGUCACAUCAACGUUCUGCAUCAUGGGGAAGUGCUGAUCAACUAAAAGAGCAGAUUGCCAAACUGAGGCAGCAACUACAACGUAGUAAACAGAGUAGUCGGCACAGUAAGGAGAAAGAUCGUCAGUCACCUCUUCAUGGCAACCAUAUAACAAUCAAUCACACUCAGGCUACUGGAUCAAGAUCAGUCCCUAUGCCACUAUCAAAUAUAUCAGUGCCAAAAUCAUCCGUUUCACGUGUGCCCUGCAAUGUUGAAGGAAUAAGUCCUGAAUUAGAAAAGGUAUUCAUUAAAGAGAAUAAUGGGAAGGAGGAAGUGUCCAAGCCUUUGGAGAUCCCGGACGGUCGAAGAGCCCCGCUCCCCGCUCACUACCGGAGCAGCAGCACGCGCAGCAUCGACACGCAGACCCCCUCCGUGCAGGAGCGCAGCAGUAGCUGCAGCAGCCAUUCACCUUGUGUCUCUCCCUUUUGUCCCCCCGAGUCCCAGGAUGGUAGCCCUUGCUCGACAGAAGAUUUACUCUAUGAUCGUGAUAAAGACAGUGGGAGUAGCUCACCGUUACCCAAGUACGCUUCAUCUCCCAAACCAAACAACAGCUACAUGUUCAAACGGGAGCCCCCAGAGGGAUGUGAGCGAGUGAAGGUCUUUGAGGAAAUGGCGUCUCGUCAGCCUAUCUCAGCCCCUCUCUUUUCAUGUCCUGACAAAAACAAGGUUAAUUUCAUCCCAACCGGAUCAGCUUUCUGUCCUGUAAAACUUCUAGGCCCUCUCUUACCUGCCUCCGACCUGAUGCUCAAGAACUCUCCUAACUCAGGCCCGAGCUCGGCCCUGGCCACCCUGACCGUCGAGCAGCUCUCCUCCCGGGUUUCCUUUACGUCUCUCUCUGACGACACCAGCUCGGUGGGCGCCAUGGAGGCCUCUGUCCAACAGCCAUCGCAGCAGCAGCAGCUCCUGCAGGAACUGCAGGGUGAGGAACACAUCUCUGCUCAGAACUAUGUGAUCAUCUAAAGCGAAGGGGGAGCUGGCCUCUACCUUACCUUCGUGGAUUAGGAACUAGACCUCAGACAUCUUAUCUGCAUGGAGUGACAAACUUUCCGAACACCACCACCACCAACAGAAUACUUAUCAGCAUCAUAAAGUAUCUCUUAACACUGAUCUUGGCAGGGACGGAACUCCUAUUCAGCAGUUUUUGUGGAAAGCAGUAAUGCUUGCAAAAUGUGUGCGUCAUUCAGCAUUUUAAGUGGAGACUAUGCAUUUCAUAGUAUGUUUGACAGAUUAGUACUGUGUCCUGUGUGUUGUUCCAAAUUCUUCAGUAAAAAUAAGCUCUAUAUCAAAAAGUUGCCUGUCUAAAUAGAAAAUGUCUUGCUGUGUUUUGUCCUAUGGAGAAUACUGUACUUCAGGAUUACGUUUACAAUUGAUCCAGGUGUUUGUUUCUAACUUCUGUAAUACAUACAAUGCAAAAAAAUAAAUAAAUAAAUGGCCACAACAGUUGCACAGUGCCCACCCUAUGGCCUAGCUUCAGGUACUUCAGUUGAAGUCUAAACUCAGGUAACUUGGAAUGUAUAUCAUAUUGGGAUAUUAACUAUUUCACAGCUAAAAAGCUAAAGAGGGAACAUCACUCUUUUGCCUUUCCUUAUUUUAUGCAUUUCCCUUUCCUCAUUACAUUCCACAUUCUUAGAAUAAGAAGUGCAUUCAACCCUAGGAGAACAAUAAUCCUGGACAUGGGUGAACAUGAGGAGAACCAGCAAAUCUGUGGUGUCUGACAUCACUCUUGUCAUGCGGUUACAAGUUAAACAACUGUUGAAUUCACUGUUUCAACAUGUGUAAAUGUGGCUUUUUUUUUUUAAACAAGUUCAGGUGUUGCUCAGUUCAUGACUGUUAUAAUGUUGCAAAUAAAGUGUCUCCGGUACCAGGCUGUACAUAAACAUUCCAAUUGUGUGUGACGGACUUUAACAAGAAAGUCUAGGUUUAACUGCAAAACAAGUAAACUUUCCCAGGGGAUGGGUGAGAUUUUUUGUUUGUGUUGGCCGUCAGGGUCACGGAACGCUGUUGUUUUAGCUAAAGGCAUAUUAAUGUUCAGUUUCUCUCUCAGAAAUUCUUUGAGGGUCUACAAAUGACACACUUUUGGGUAUUGUUUUCCUUGAGCAGUUGAGUGCAUGAGUUGCAUUCAUGUGGAGAGAGAACGCGUGGGUCUCAGAAGUAAUGCAGCAUGGAAGCUGGUUGUUUGGCGACUUAGAAAAGCAGUAGUUUGCAGCUGUCUCUUCAAGCCUCUCCUCACAGUACCGUGAAUGGUUCUGUUAGAAUUUCGGAUGUGCAAAGGAAAGCAGAAACCCAAGUAAAUCACCUUGAACUUGCAGACUCGACCUGAAUUCUCAGCAGAGUUGUGUGAAGAGAGCCCUAGAUAAUCCCGAUUGGUCAGUGGAAGAGCCCAACUCUCAGACUUUGUUUUCUGCAGCACAAAGAGAGUCUCCAAAAGCAAAGGGAAGUUUUUGUAUUUUUAUUCCAUUGCUUUUAGUUCAGUAAAGCAGAGUUGUUUCAUCUGUACCCAAAGUAUAUGGCACCGUUUUCUUAAGAAUUAGGGGAAUAAGGUGCCUACAGUCCCAGGAACGUUUCAGUUCCCUUCAGUCAUUCCUCGGGUUUCUUGUUUUAUUUUCUAAGGAGGUUGAAGAAGGAAGAGGUGGUAGAGAAGAAAGCAACACCAUUGAUUUUUUUUCAGAAAUUAUAUAUAUAUAUGUAUAUGUUUGCGUGUGUAUGUAUUCUGUGUAUUAUUUUGUCAUGAUCCCAAUUAUCUUCUUUCCACCAAAGUUUGCAGUAAUAUUCUCUCCUGAAGGUGCAUUCUGGCUCCUUUAAAUUAGUCAGUGUUAUAUUGUAGGAGACUGUCAUGGAAAAGGACUCAGUUUACUUUUGCCAUUUUCACAGGGGAACCUUUUAAAACAAUCUCUUCAGCAGCAGACACCUUUAACCCUAAUAAUCUCAGGCCUUGAUGAAAAUACUAUAUUUUGUAGAUUAUGGUUAAAGGGAGAAAAUUAUUAGUUCUGUAAGAUAAAUAUGAGCUCCAUUAACUUCUGAUAUCUGGUUUAGCAUUACAUAAUGUGUUGAUCUUACACUCUGCUUUUGUCCAAAUAUGAUGCAAUAGUAUCAAUAUCAAUUUCUGAAAGAUGGACUGAAUGCUUUUUUGGUGAUGAAAUCUGAUGUACGAUAUUUAUAGUGACAUGUGCUUUUAUUUUCUCAUGAGAAACUAAAUAUUGUGUUGUACAUUUGUUCUUAGCAUAUAUUAAAGUUUUGAACCAAAUGUGUUAAAGCUUAUGCUUUGCCAUGUAAAUUUCCCAGAAGUUGUUGAGCUCAAAUGUAUCCUACAUCCAGCUGUAGAAAUUUGUCAGAAAUUGUUUAAAUUUUGUAUAUAGUUGUACUGUUUAAUUCUAGCCACUGCGCUGAACAGUAUUCGAGUUACCAUACAAUAUGGCUUUACACAAGGAAAUGUGUGGCUUUUGUUUUGUAUUUUUUCAGUAUAGAAGUUCCUGUGUCUUAUUUAAAUAAAGUUAUUAGUAAAACUGGAA